AGGUCGAGGCCCUGUUCCCCGUCUUCGACUUCUCUCGAGAGGGCAGGCUGAACUUCGACGAGGUGAACAUCCUCCUCCAGAGCGUCUCCCGUGGCCUGACAAAGGUCUGCGGCGGCAAGUCCGUCGCUGACGAGGAGCUCAUCGACGCCUGCAGGCGGUCGUUCGACGCGCACAACCUGAGAUACGACAAGCAGAUCACGCGGGAGCAGGCCAAGCGCUGGAUGCUGAACGACGUGGAGGUAAUGGCGUUCGUCAUGACCUUUCAUAAGGCCUGCAGGCUGCCUCAGGCACUGGAGGUGCUCGCGGACCAGCAGCGUGCACAGCUCGAGCUCUUCCUGCGCCUGGGCGGCGAGUCCGCCGCCGGCGCCUCGGUGCAUGAGGUCCUCCGUGGCGAGCCGCUGCGGCAGGCCAUCGGAGGCCUCUCCGACGACGACCUGCACAGCCUUGCCGUCGCGCUGGCCUCCGCCGGCGGCGCGGGCGGCGUGGGGCGCGAGCUCUUCGAGCGGGCGGCGCAGGCCUGGAACGCAUUCGGCCUGGUUGCCGACGAUUCAGGCGAGGUGGACGUGAAGGACCUGGGGUUGCUCCUCUGGCUCACCAGCGGCGCCGAGCCCGCCGCCGGCGUGGCCGAGCAGCGCCUGGACCAGAUGGGCCUGUGCGAAGGCGACCGCGUCAUCCGGAGCGCCUGGGUCGCCAAUUGCCUCCAGCAGCGGUGAGGGAGCCCUGCGGGGGGGUGGGAGCGCCAGCGUGCCGUUGUCACCCAGGGCUGCGGGGUGGGAAGGGAGGUCGCCCUAGCUCCCAGAGGUCGCCGGGUUGAGCUGGCCUCGGGCGUCGCGUAGUGGGGGACACGCCCGACUUCAUCCCCCCUCCAUUUAUCGUCCCCCAAAAAGCGACGCCCAAGAGAUGUUUAAGUUUUUGGAGGUCGCCGGGUUGGGCUGGCACGAGGACAGACCGUCUCGCCCCGCCUGGUUGCUGCCUGCUGGCUCGUCUCUGUCCUCUCCUUCUUCGGGGGGGGGGGAGGAGGCCGUCGGACUGUUCAGCCGUGCGAUAACACGUCGCAUUGCUGCCGGCAGGCGGAGCGCGCGCGCGAGAGGUUGGGCUAUUCGGCUCGACAUCGGCGAUUCCCU
Messenger RNA from Prorocentrum cordatum, 1124 nucleotides. Lineage: Eukaryota; Dinophyceae; Prorocentrales; Prorocentraceae. The record is from the annotation of a GenBank genome assembly.